Molecule: messenger RNA, 546 nt
Organism: Aspergillus uvarum CBS 121591
Lineage: Eukaryota; Fungi; Ascomycota; Eurotiomycetes; Eurotiales; Aspergillaceae
Exons: 3
Coding region: 1-546 (181 amino acids)
Source: RefSeq, a predicted model, not a curated record
AUGUCUUUCGACGUACGAAAAUGGCAGUCCUUUGAGGCUGGGAGGGAUCCUCCUUCGGACUUGACCAGUUCCAGAAGCCAUGACAGUCUCCGCCGAGCAGGUGACAAUGUCAACGACAAGGAACAGGCGACCAUCAUACAGUCGAUUGGCCUGUCUCCGUUGUUGCUGUCCACCCCGGGGUUGUUGAAACGCAUCUUCGACGAGACCACCACCCGACGCCCAUCCGACCAACUCGCUCCGCACGAUGUGAUUCUGCAGAUCGUCGGCCUGUGUUCCGGCAUCUUCGGCAUUUUUGGCCGAUUAAUCUCAAUCUACAACAAAAAGGCGACCGCAACCUCCUACCGUAGCAGAGCCGUCCAGCUCCUGCACAUCCCCGCCCCGAUCGCCCUGAUCCUCGCCAUCAGCGGCGGCUCGGAUGAAUCCUCCUCUGAUCCUUUGGGCCAGUCUAGCGGCAAGGCUGAAAUGCGCGCCGCCUGUGUUGUAUUCCUGCUGAUCUAUCUCGUCACCUGUCUGCUGUGGCUCAUCAGCGUCCGCGAUCUGGCAUGA